Molecule: messenger RNA, 1137 nt
Organism: Schizosaccharomyces octosporus yFS286
Lineage: Eukaryota; Fungi; Ascomycota; Schizosaccharomycetes; Schizosaccharomycetales; Schizosaccharomycetaceae
Product: TPR repeat protein
Exons: 3
Coding region: 1-1137 (378 amino acids)
Molecular function (GO): protein binding
Source: RefSeq, a predicted model, not a curated record
AUGUUUCAAGACAUUUCUGAUAUAGAAGAUGGCUCAUAUCAAUCAGAAGCAUUUGACGAAUUUCUUCUGGGUCUACGAGAUGAGUCAUACAACAAUGAGAAGUAUCUACAACGGUCGUUCAUAAAUUUGAAAAAGAAAAGAUACUCUGAAGUAAUUAAAGAUUGCACAUUUGCUUUGAUGAUCAAUCCUCACGACAAUAAAGCUGCUUGGAGACGCGGACUGGCAUAUCUUCGCAUCGGUCAUCCAGAAUUAGCAAAUCGAGAUUGGGAACAUGCUUUGGAUGCUGAUUCCGAGAACAUUAGUAUUCAAAAGGCUUUAACAAAGCUACGUUCUUCUUAUACAACUUGUGAUCGAAGCUAUACAACAUGGGAUUUACGCCAUCCACGGGUAGCCACUAAAGAACAAUUACCUGCGUUAUUACGAAAAAUGUAUCCAGACUUUAUUCGAGGCUUUUUCCUCUGGAAAAGAGCACACACCGCCUGCAGUCUCUGUCGAUUCCGAUGUGAACGCCAAAGGGAAAAUCUUACAUUUUGCAGAGAGUCACUUUACAGAACAAAUCAAAGGGUUUCCGAAGAGGAAACAAAAAAGAGAGAACCGCUCAGUGAUAUUGAGCAAGAGUUCAUUGAAAGAGAUCGUAGAAAGUCAGAAUAUAUGAUGGAAAAGAUUCCCGAAGAACUUUACAGUUCCAAAUACCCAUGUCCUCAAAAUAUCCAUCAAUUUCUUUAUAUGUUGAAAGUCAUAUCUACUCCUCAAAUAUACAUCGAGAUCUAUUCCAUGCCCCCAGCUAGGGUUGUUCGAAUCUUCGGUACAUAUGGUCUUUCGCUAGAAUACUUAAACCUCUUUCUUAAGUCUAUCCACUAUACCGGGCUUCUCACCAGAUUCUGUUCCAAAUGGUGUAUCCAGGCAAGGCAUCUUAUUCAUACAUUGAGUACCUUGCCUUGGUUUUCAUUCCUUAUCAAGUAUUCAAUGAGCACCACAGUACUACAAAUUUUUUUGCAUCUUCCAAAAGUCAGUGAAGAAGAGCUGCACGUAUGGGGAGUGUCAUCUGAUUCUUCUGCGAGUUUGGAACAUGGAUCAAACUCGGAUAUGACCUUCUUUGAUUGCCUAGCGGAUUUGUCUAUUGGCUUUCCAGCCUAA